This is a messenger RNA of Parnassius apollo (apollo), 942 nucleotides long. Lineage: Eukaryota; Metazoa; Arthropoda; Insecta; Lepidoptera; Papilionidae. The record is from the annotation of a GenBank genome assembly.
AUGUUAUUAACAGUUGAGUGUUUCACGCCCAAUAUGAGUUCGAGGAUUCCACGUUCAGGUCCUAGGCUUCCAAUUUUGUCGUCCGACGACUUGGAAAGCAUUUUAGAACAAUGGCAAGAUAGUGAGGAUCGCUCAGAUUUCUCAGACGACGAUGAUGUAGAAACUGAUCCAUCGUACGCAUUGGAGGUAAAUGAACAAAAUUUACGUCAAGAGUCAGAUGAGGAGCCCAAAGUUCCCUACCCAGGAGAACAGGACGAUAACAUCUUGAUAACGAACUCUGAAGCUAAUACCAGCGCUUCAGCUCAACCAUGUAAGACAGCAGCUGCCGUUCCACUACCCAGUACCAGCUCCGAAAUCGGAACCACACCACGAAGCACAUGUGUCCCUAAAACAAGUAUCAUACGGAAAACUAAAAACUUAGAGCUGAAUGAAGACCAGGUGAGGUUUCGUGGAUCUUCCAAGUUACCAAAUGAAACACUGGAAUCGAAGACGCCUUAUCAGGCAUUUUCUUAUUUAUUCACUGACGACAUUGUGGAUCUGAUUAGAGACGAAACUAACCUGUACAACGUGCAUAAAGAUGCCAAUAAACCUAUAAACGUCACAAGCCAGGAAAUAAGGGAGUUUGUUGGAAUUACUUACUUCAUGUCCAUAAUUCAUCUGCCUAAUGUGCGAAUGUACUGGUCAGAGAAAUAUGGCUAUGCCCACAUACGCGAGACGAUGCCGCUAAAACGAAGGAUCCAUGAUGACACUGAAAAUACUGAAAAGCUGCUAAGUUCUGCAGAUUUUCGACUUGAAAUUGCUGAAACAUUAGUAAGAUAUAAAAAGACGAACCGCCUGAAGCGCACCAGUGACGUGGAAGCACUCAUCCAAGACAAAAAGAAAAAAGGGCCUUGUCAACAUAUCCCGCCGAAAGAUGAUCGGCUAGACCAGUUAGGGCACUGA